AAGAGCCCUGCUUGAAGUGCGCGUCCUUUCGUCAAUACAACUCGGCCGACCAAUUUGGUGUACGUUUAUACGCGGUAAUUUAGUUUGGAAAACUAUGGACCCAGGUCAUAAACGGCAGAUGGUAGAGAAUCUAUUCCUAACGUUCGCGACCAAGCAGGCGGAACUGUUCAAGCAGUACGAUGCGAACCGCAAGAAGCGUUCCAAGAUUUUCCUCCAGAGGUUACGCUACCAGCUGAAGCGAAACGGCGAAUCCCACCGGAAGGAAUGGAGCAGCAGGCUAGAGUCCGAGCUGCUGGACAGCAUACCGACGCGCAAGAUCUGGAAGCUGAGCCGCAAUGAUCGGUGGUUCCGGGAGAAGUUCCAGCAGGAUAGCAAUGAUCAGGAACUGUUACACCAUUUUCGGAUGGAUCGUGGAAUGUUCGAUACGCUGGUGGCUAUGCUGAGUUCAGAUUUGGCACCGCACCCACUACUGGCGGCCCAGUCCUGCAGCACGGAGAAAAAGGUUGGCAUAGGCUUGUACAAGCUAACGACCGGAGCUGAUUACGCGACGAUUGGGAAUCUGUUUGGCGUGCACAAAGCGACUGUGAAAAACUGCGUGCACCAGUUUUGCAAAUCGAUGGUAAAGAAUUACAUGGAUUCGGAGAUCUAUUUGCCCGAUCACGAAGAGAUGGGCGAGAUUAGUAAGGGCUUUGAGGAGAAAUGCGACAUACCGAUGAUUAUUGGUGCGAUGGGUCGGAUACAUGUGCCAAUAAUGCCGUCGCUGGCCGAUUCGAAGAAUUACAUCAACCCGAGAAAAUGGCCUUCCUUGAUUUUGCAAGCUGUUGUGGAUAACAACCACUGUUUUAGGCACAUUACCUGCGGACAUGUCGGUGGAACCGAGGACAGUGUCGUGUUGGGAGAUUCCGGGCUGUAUCAGCAUUUUGAUAGUGCAGAAAUGCCAAGUCAGAGCAUCAAUGGCACCACGGUAAAAUCGUUCAUCGUGUCAGAAUCGACGUACCCACUGCUUCCCUGGCUACAGCACGGUUAUGUCCAACCGCAAACAACAGAAGAGGAAACAUUCAACGAGCAUCUCAACAAAGCACGCAUUUGCGUGGACGAAGCGUUCGAAAAGCUGCGCGUACGGUUCCGGAUACUGCAGCGAAAGAUUGAUAUCGAUAUCAACUUCGUGCCGCAGAUCCUGCUGACUUGCUGCAUACUGCACAACAUCCUUGAAAAGAACCAAACUCCAAUUUUUGAAGAAUGGAAGGAUGCGCUGCUAGAGAUGCGUGGAAAGUAUCCGCAGCCGGACGGUGCCGCCAGUACGAAAUACACAACCACUGUCGAGGGCGAAUCCUUGCGCGAUGUGUUGAAGGAGCACCUGCAGUCAAAGUAUGUUCUGUACCGGACGAUUGAAUACAACCAGGUGUAUUUCAUUAAUGAAGGGACAAACUAAUG
Anopheles maculipalpis is the source of this 1434-nucleotide messenger RNA. RefSeq lists its product as uncharacterized. The transcript has 3 exons. NCBI's taxonomy places the organism in Eukaryota, Metazoa, Arthropoda, Insecta, Diptera, Culicidae. The coding region runs from base 95 to 1432 and encodes 445 amino acids. The record is from RefSeq and is a predicted model, not a curated record.